Hibiscus syriacus is the source of this 815-nucleotide messenger RNA. Its product is annotated as ubiquitin-conjugating enzyme E2 36-like. Gene Ontology annotation, molecular function: ubiquitin conjugating enzyme activity. The record is from RefSeq and is a predicted model, not a curated record. Gene Ontology annotation, biological process: protein K63-linked ubiquitination; DNA damage tolerance. The transcript has 8 exons. Lineage: Eukaryota; Viridiplantae; Streptophyta; Magnoliopsida; Malvales; Malvaceae. Gene Ontology annotation, cellular component: nucleus. Bases 111 to 572 code for a protein of 153 amino acids.
UUUUCUUUCCUCUGCUUUUAUUCUCGAUUUUUCUCUCUCCAUCUCCCGAUCCUCAAUACCCUAAUUUCUUUUUCCCCUUCCCCUUUUGAUUAAUCCAUCGAAGCUUGCCAAUGGCCAAUAGUAAUCUCCCUCGAAGAAUCAUCAAGGAAACUCAGCGUCUCCUCAGUGAACCUGCUCCGGGAAUUAGUGCUUCUCCUUCUGAGGAUAAUAUGCGAUAUUUCAAUGUGAUGAUCCUUGGUCCCACACAGUCUCCAUAUGAAGGUGGGGUUUUCAAGUUGGAAUUAUUUUUGCCCGAAGAAUAUCCCAUGGCUGCUCCCAAGGUUCGGUUUCUUACAAGGAUAUAUCAUCCUAACAUUGAUAAGCUGGGGAGAAUAUGCCUUGAUAUUCUCAAAGACAAAUGGAGUCCAGCUCUCCAGAUCCGAACUGUACUUUUGAGCAUCCAAGCACUUUUGAGUGCUCCAAAUCCCGAUGAUCCGCUCUCUGAAAAUAUUGCUAAGCACUGGAAAACAAACGAGGUUGAAGCCGUCGAGACAGCAAAGGAAUGGACCCGUUUAUAUGCAAGCGGUGCAUGACGACGGGCGGAAUCAUUUGCGCUCAUAAAAUAGCAAUUUAUGCAAUGUAAGCUACUCAAUGCCAAAUUCAUAUGGAAAUUUGGUCGAAUGAUGUUUGAAAGAGUUUGAUACCUGUUAAAAAUCAUAAUCCUGUUGGAAGUAGUCUCUGAGCUUGUAUUAUAAUACACAUUUGUGAUCUAAAACUCCCAAAUGAAGAACUAUGGGAUUAUUCUAUAAUAUGGUUAUUUCUGAGUCCUGAUUUGA